This is a messenger RNA of Saccostrea cuccullata (small rock oyster), 2669 nucleotides long. Its product is annotated as E3 UFM1-protein ligase 1-like. Gene Ontology annotation, cellular component: endoplasmic reticulum membrane. The record is from RefSeq and is a predicted model, not a curated record. The transcript has 18 exons. Bases 56 to 2455 code for a protein of 799 amino acids. Gene Ontology annotation, biological process: response to endoplasmic reticulum stress; protein K69-linked ufmylation; regulation of proteasomal ubiquitin-dependent protein catabolic process. Gene Ontology annotation, molecular function: UFM1 ligase activity. Lineage: Eukaryota; Metazoa; Mollusca; Bivalvia; Ostreida; Ostreidae.
CCUUGUUUGGAACUCUUCAGUGCGAAAAACAACAUUGCCACGAAAUUUUGACAAUAUGGCAGACUGGGAAGAAGUGAAACGUCUGGCAGCUGAUUUUCAGCGAGCUCAAUUGAGUAGCACGAAGCAAAAAUUAUCAGAGAGAAAUGUGAUUGAAAUUGUUGCCAAACUGGUGGAACAGAAAUUAAUAGAAGUAAUUCAUACACUGGAUGGCAAGGAGUACCUGACUCAUCAAGAAUUGGCAAAGGAAAUUCAGGAUGAACUAAUUGUUCACGGAGGGAGAAUCAAUUUAGUUGACCUUCAGCAGAUUUUGAAUGUUGAUUUUCGGCAUAUUGAGGAUAAAGUUACAGAUAUGGUGAAACAGGACCGAAGCCUGAUGCUUGUCCUAGGACAGCUUGUAGACAAGAACUACUUAGAUAGUAUGGCAGAGGAGGUGAAUGACAAACUACAAGACAAGGGUUACCUAACGAUGGUGGACAUCACCAAACAGUACGACCUGCCGUCCGAUUUUGUCUCCUCGCACAUUAGAGACAGAGUAGGGAAGAUUAUCAAGGGAAAGCUAGACAGCCAGGACAGAGAUGUUAUAUACACUGGAGCGUUUAUCACCAGGAUGAAGGGCCAGAUACGAGGAGCUCUUAGUGCUGUUACAAGGCCAACUACUGUUGCCAUGGUUAUGCAGCGAUAUGGAUUCCAGGAAAGGCUUUUCUUUAAUAUUUUGGAGGAGUUGGUCCAUACUGGUCGAUUAAAAGGGAAUUUGAUUGGAAGGCAGGAAAAGAUGAUGUAUAUACCAGAAAUAUACACCAAGGCACAGAACGAUUGGGUGGACAACUUCUACAAACAGAAUGGAUAUCUAGAAUAUGACACAUUAGUGCGACUGGGAAUUUCUGAUCCUGUGACUUUCAUUAAGAAGCGCUUUAAGUCUGAGCCCAUUAUUUACCUGAAGCGGGUUUGUGUGGGCAGUGGGCUAAUGGACCAGAUCGAGUCAUCCAUGGAAGAGGCAGUCACCACGGAUGGAUACUCUGAUGUCAUGCCCCUGCUACCAUCAGUCUUCAGUGAGGAGGAUUGUCAUCUUCUGCUACAAGAGUGCGUCAAGAAGCAGACGGACGCCAUGAUAUGCUGUGAUACCAUAGUUACCAGUCAGAAAUACAUCUCCAAGUGGAAGGAACCGUUUGCUUCCCUUGUCGAGGAAAAGGCUGAGAAGGAUGCAAGAAGUAACCCCCAAUUAUUUCUGUCGACGGACAGGAAAGGGGCAACGUCCAAGUCUGUGGUUUUAGAGGAGGGGUCUAAAGAGGACAGAAAAGAUCAAAGGAAGAAAAAACAAGCCAAGUUAUCUCCCCCUUUCCUGAUUGAAGUGGCACCAGGGUGUUACCAAAUGAUGGUAAAAGGUUCCACAAAAAGUGGUGGUGGAACUCAAGGUCGUGAGGUCAAGAUGAAGGCCACUAAGAAGAAGUAUCACAAAGGUCGCGGGGACCAGGGAGGGGAUUCCGAUGAGGAGGAAGUGUCUCGUCCCCGUCAAGCUGAGAUACAGUUCAUGUCCGUGGAGGAGAUCGCAGAGAAACUGAAGAAACAACCAGAGCUCAGAGAUUGUCCUGAAGACUUCAUCACGGAAAUUGCUACUCAAAUACACAGGCCUCUAAACAGAGAGUAUCAUCAGAAGGCAGUGGACGUUCUGCAUUCUACAGCGACCCAGAGUUCUGGAUCAGGAAAGAAAAAGACGCACAGUGACCUACAGGAGAAAAUCACAGGACUCUGGACCAAUGUCCUGCUGUUUGAGAAAGGUGCCAAGUGUAUCCCAGAGGAGACUGAAGUUCUGAAUAAACAUUUACUGAAGACUGUGUGUACUGACAUCACUAACGUGGUGGUAAAUGUCCUCAUGCAUGACCACAUGUUGUCCAAAUCGGAGGAAGAGGAGGCUCUCACCCCAGAGUCUCGAGCUAAAUAUAUCAGCAAACUCCCUGAUGGUGUUCAACAGUGUGCGACCAAACUUAACAGCUCACUGAAUGGAAAAUCUUUGGAUGAGUUCUACAAACAGUUGGAUGUACUGUGUGGUCCUGAACACCUGGGAAUUUUACUAAGAAAACCUGAUAAAAGAAAGGAAAGACAGCUGAUCUUUAACCACCGCCAGGCCCUGGUGGAGCAGCUAUCCAGAGAGACCGAUCCCGCCAUGCUCCUACAUCUGACGGUGGUCAUUCUGUUUCAGACGUUUACCUCCAAUAUUGUUCAUGCCCCAGGAAAAUGUGUCCCCCAGAUUAUCACCUUUCUGAAGCAACACCUGGCACCCGAGUCUCACGAGCUGCUUGUAAAGAUGCAAGACCUAGUUAUUCAACAGAUGAAGCUACAGAGUGAAGAUAAAGACAUGUCGGAGGUCAUGGAUGAACUAACGAAACUGAAACCUCAGGUGGUAGAUAUUGCCACAAAAACAAAGAAGGCCGUACAGAAACAGGAAGAGGAAAAGUGAAAGUAGAAUGGAAAGAAAACUGCAAGAAAAUAUUCCAAAGGAAAAAAAAAUCACAAAGAUAUCUUAUAUCCUAAAUAAGGAUGUAUUCUGCAUUUCUGGAGCCCGUUUUACAAAAGAACUUACGACUUAAGAACAAAUUUAGUUCUUCAAAUAACUUUCUAAAUAACAACUUGUUGAAAAUGAUUUGAAUCUUUCAAAAAGGAAUGUAGUGAGA